Messenger RNA from Colletotrichum phormii, 1669 nucleotides. Its product is annotated as Alpha/Beta hydrolase protein. The record is from RefSeq and is a predicted model, not a curated record. Lineage: Eukaryota; Fungi; Ascomycota; Sordariomycetes; Glomerellales; Glomerellaceae. Gene Ontology annotation, molecular function: lipase activity. Bases 286 to 1278 code for a protein of 330 amino acids. The transcript has a single exon.
CACACAUCUACAGGUAUGGUGAUCCAGACACAAUCGGACUUAGCGCCCGACUAUAGCACACCGGUGUUCAUUAGUCUGAAGAAGCGAACCAAAAUCUACGAAGGAUUCAACGCGGAGUCGCGGACCUCGGCAAAGUUUGGACCCGACAUUUCAUACAGAGUUAAGAUCGCAUCAAAUGGACCUUAAGACCAAGGAGCUGAAGGCUCAAGAUAUCAGCGUUUGCUAGCAUCAAGAUUAAGCCACGAAGUUCGAAGCAGUGACCAAGUUUAAAAAACAUCAAUCAACAUGUCGUCCGAAAACUUGUUCCCCCGGCCGCCAUACGACGCCCAACUGAUCCCGGCCCUGGACCGCAUGACAGCUUACCCGCGAUCAAGGGAUGGCAUAGUCCAUGGGCGACAACUACGAGCCACCGCAAUGGCACCAAUGCAAGCAGCAGUACGAAACGACGAAAGACUACUGGUAGAAGACCGCACAAUCGCCGGACCGGACGGGGAGAUUCCCAUUGUCAUCUUACAGCCCCGGAACCCAAAGACGGCGAGCGGCAAACGUCCAGGUAUCGUGUUCUACCACGGCGGUGGCAUGGUCCUCGGCGACGCCUUCCUUGGGAUCCAGCCGUUCGCGCGCAUGGCAAAGGACUUUGAUGCCGUCGUCGUAAGCGUGGAGUACCGCCUGGCACCAGAGCAUCCGGCGCCCGCGCCGCAGGACGACUGCUACGCGGGUCUUCUCUGGACAAGUGAGCAUGCGCAGGAGCUAGGUAUCAACCCCGCGCGCCUCAUGAUCGCGGGCGUCUCCGCCGGCGGCGGUCUCGCGGCUGGAGCGGCACUGAGGGCGAGGGACACGGGAGGGCCGAAGCUCUGCGCGCAGCUGCUCGUAUAUCCUAUGCUCGACGACAGGGACACGGGCAUCUCCAAGAAGCAGUUCAGGAACGAUACUUGCUUUGACGCGCUAGAUAACAACGCUGCAUGGGGUUGCGUCUUGGGAGACAAGGCGGGCGUGGAGGAUGCGGACGUGAGUCCCUAUGUUGCGCCGGGCAGAGCAAAGGACCUGUCCGGACUGCCGCCGGCGUAUAUCGACGUCGGAACUGCGGAGCCGUUCAGGGAUGAAAACGUGGCGUAUGCUACGAAGCUAUGGGAUAGCGGCGUGCAGGCGGAUCUGCAUGUCUGGAGUGGUGGAUUCCACGGGUUCGACUUACUGGGCCUCGCUGUAGGGUCAGAUGUUGCCAAGGCUGCUCUCGAGACGAGAAUGGGAUGGGCCAGGAGGCUGUUUGGUACGCAGUAGAUGUUUGAUGCUAGCUCACGAUCAGAUAGACUACUAGGUAAGAAUACGGAGGGAAUUGCAUGAGACCGGUCACCGGUAUGCUGGUUGUUGAACCAUCAGUCGCCAAGCCUCUUGAAAGCGUGUGGUCCCAAACUUGAGCCGCCUCCUGACUGCAAACAGUCAGGGAAAACUCUUUAUUCCAUCCGGACCACCGGUUGACUUCCAGGAGACAGAGGAACAAGCUCAUAUGUGAAUGCUUGCUUCGCUAGUGAAACGGAAAACAAGAGCCCGUUAUCAAGAGCGCUAACAGAUCUCGCAGAAACGCAGCCAGGAAUUCACAAUGAACUUGACUCAGCCACCUAUCUGAUGGCCACUGAAACAGUCUGACCUUAAUUCGGAUACGGAAACUGCG